UUGCAGAGUUUCAGACUUCUCAGUUUUGAAUUUGCCUGCUACUGCUGAACACUAUCAGUGCCAAGAAUGCAUUUGGCCAUCUGGACUUAUGGUAUUUUAAUCCUGACUUCAGAAGCAGCAAAGUAUACUUCCAGAUGUAGAUACCCCAUUCAACACAGAGUGGAUCGCUCCAAUACCAACUUAACAAGAGUGCCAUCAAGCCUGCCUCCGGACACUCAGUAUCUGGAUCUGUCACACAACAACAUAAGUAUGAUUGAGAGUGGCGAUAUGAUAGGUCUUCCAAAACUUUGUGUACUGAAGCUGUCUCACAAUGGUCUCAUGAGAAUCUCCUCCUCGACAUUUUUAAACAAUACUGAGCUACAAGUCCUUGAUCUUUCAUACAAUGCCUUAGAUAUCAUCCCUGACUUGGGGUCACCAAUGAUUAAAAUUCUUGAUUUAUCUGGAAAUUUAUAUGAAAAUUAUACUCUUGGAAGCUCUUUCAAAAAGAUGACCAGUCUUCAGUUUCUUGCUCUUGGAAGCCAUAAGGCUAGAUUCAUUAAGACCUCUGAUUUUUUGCCUUUAAGUCAUGGAAAUCUAAAGCACUUAUACUUAGGAGAUGGCAUAGACCUUGUACAGUAUGAAAAUGGUUCAAUUGCACAACUGGUAAAUUUGAAGGAGAUUACACUUGUGAUGUCAUUUUGUGAGAAAUUUCACUUUUUUGGAGCUAUCCUCAGAGACCUAGAUGAAACUGGUUGCCAGCAGAUUAACCUAGUUAAGUUUCUUCCCGAGCAGUGCAAUGUCUCAGUGGACCCAUUUGUGGAGCUUAAAAACAAACGGGCUUUAGCAAAUUUGAUUUUCUUGGAUACCUGGUUUAAUAGUUCAGUGAUGUCAAAACUGCUUUGGAAUGUGGCUCAGUCACCACUCCAAAUGAUUAAUUUUUCCAAUAUCACAUUCUCCCAAGACAGUCCUGAUGGAGUUCAGUUUAAUGGUGUCCCAGGCUUCAAUCAAACAAGCCUCAGAAUGCUUAUUAUAGAAAAUGUUCUACAUUACCAGUACAACUACCCAAAAUUUAAUAUCAGUGUUUCCUUCUUUUAUCAGCUUGUAUACUUAAAGUUUUCAGGAACAGGAAUGAAUAUCUUUCCUUGUGACCUAAUAUCCUCUCUUCCUGCCCUUGAGGUUCUGGAUUUGUCAGAUAACCUCUUAAAUGAAGAUGGAUUUUGGUGGUCAUUGUGCACGUUCACUCAUGUCUUCCCUUCAUUAAAGCAACUGUAUUUGAAUAAUAAUAGGUUCAUUAACCUGGCCAGUAUCUCUAAAAAUGCUCAUGUUAUCAAAGGCUUGCAAGUGCUGGAUCUAGCAUCUAACUCUUUAGCACUUCAAGGUAAAUGCUCCUGGCCUUCUCACCUGACCAACCUUAGUCUGAGCAACAACAAUCUGGGCAAUUCAGUCUUCAGCUGCUUGUCUCCAUAUCUGAAAAGUCUUAAUCUUUCAAAGAUGGGUAUCACUUACAUAACUUAUGAGGUGCUGGUCCAGCUACCCAACAUAACACACCUCUACCUGAGUUCAAAUAAUAUUAAUUCUCUGCCUGGUGAUCUUCGUGCCCCCUACUUGCAGGUCUUGCAUGUGGACCAGAACAUUAUAAGUGUGAUCAGUACAUAUGUUCUGCAAGGCAUCCCUAACCUUGAACAAUUUAAUGCAGGGAACAACCCUUUCAGCUGCAAAUGCGAAUCCUUCUGGUUUGUCAAAUACUUUAAUAAGACUCUGCUCCUUGAUUGGCCGCAGAGCUAUAAGUGUGGCUUCCCAACAGAAAUGGCUGGGAAACUGCUUGAAGAGUACAGACCAAGUGAAGUGACCUGCAAAAUCUGGAUUCAAGUCCUGAUAGCAGUUCCUCUAACCUGUAUUUUUGCUGUAGCUAUUGGAAUUUCAUUUCAUAUGCUUGACGGCAUUUGGUACCUUAAGAUGCUCUGGGUAUGGAUGGCUGUUAAAAGAAGGAGUGGGGAGACAGAGAAUAGGCUGGGUAAUGCAUCUUUCCUCUAUCAUGCUUUCAUUUCCUAUAGUCAGCAUGAUCUUCCAUGGGUGGAAAGCUAUCUUGUACCAAAUCUGGAAGAGGCAGGCUUCAAACUCUGCAUCCAUCAGCGGGAUUUUGUGCCAGGCGAUUGGAUCAUAGAUAACAUCAUCAACUGCGUUGAAAACAGUUACAAGACACUGUUCAUUCUAUCCAAGAACUUUGUCCAGAGUGAGUGGUGCAAUUAUGAGCUCUUCUUUGCCCAGCACCGUGCUCUCAGCAUUCAACAAGAUUCACUGGUCUUCAUACUCUUGGAGCCAAUCCCAGCUAACUCCUUGCCCAGGAAGUUCUUGAAGCUAAGGAGUCUUCUCCAAAAACAGACAUACCUUGAGUGGCCUGGGGAUGGAAUGAAACAGCAGCUCUUCUGGGCCAGUCUCAAAAGAAUGCUUCAGGCAGGCAGCAGCUACAUGAUGCUGAAGUACACUGCUCUUCAAAUGGCAGACUCCACGCUUGAAAUGGCAGACUCUUGUUCUUUAAUUACUGUCAAACCUUAUAAGCAUUUAUGGACCCAUUUGCCAGCUGUCCAGUUGUUCCAGUUUCACCUGGGCUUUCUCUGGGCACUCCAGCUUGCUCCCACACCCUAUAUUGAUUCUACAUUGACCCAAAUGAUCUCUGAUGUUCUGUGUGUUGACCUGUUGGUCCUGCUGGCAUUAGGAGUUCAAGGCAAUGAUCAAGAAGGAAAGACCACAACAUGCAUUUUCUCCAGGAACCUAAUCAAUGAUCUCACCAACCGUCAACUAGAAGAAGUCCCAGGAGACUUGAUCCCAGACACACAGUACUUGGACCUUUCUUUCAAUAACAUAACAACCAUUGCAAAAAAAGAUCUGGCUUCCCUGUCACAACUUUGUGUCUUACAGCUAUCUUACAACAGGUUGGUGACCAUCUCCAGGGAUGCAUUUGAAAAUAACACAAAACUGGAGGUUCUCAACAUUUCCCACAAUUUAUUGGGGUUUAUCCCUCACUUGGCAAUACCAAGUCUUAGAGUCCUUGAUUUGUCUUGCAAUAUGUAUAGGAAUUACACUUGUGGGAGCUCAUUUAAGAACAUGACACACCUCAAUUUGCUUGUGCUUGGAAGUCCCAAAGCUAGAUCCGUCGCUCUGCCUGACUUUGUGUCACUCCGCCAUCUGAAUCUAGCAUAUAUGCAGUUAGGGGAUGAAGCAGGAUUGCAGCUUUAUGAAGCUGGCUCUUUUACACAACUCCCACACCUGGUGGAAAUGACACUCAUCGGGCCGUUGUGUGAUAAGACAGGCAUCUUUUCCAGUGUCCUUCAAGACCUUGAUAAAAUAAAUGUUCAGAGUUUAAGACUGGUCAAGCUUAUUCCCAAGGACUGUAAUGUCUCUACAGAAUUGUUUGACAUCCUUAAAGAUCUGAAAUCUUUGAAAAAUCUCUCUUUUAUAGACUGCUGGUUCAACAGCUCGGUAAUGACCAAGCUUGUCUUUUAUGUUGUUCAGUCUCCAGUCCAAAUUCUUACCUUGUCAAACAUGACUUAUUUUGAGGAUACCCCUGAAGGACUCCAGUUUCACGGAGUACCUGGCUUCAAUCAGACGAUCAAAUUGAAAGGUCUCGUUAUCGAAAAUGUCCUUCAUUAUCAGUAUAGCUUCCCAGUAUUCAACAUGAAUGUUUCCUAUAUCUUUCAGCUUGUGUAUCUUAAGUUCUCUGGGACAGGGAUGAGCAUAUUACCGUGCAACUUAAUAUCAUCUUUACCUUCAAUGGAAAUUCUUGACGUCUCAAACAAUCUCUUAACAAAUUAUGGCUUUUGGUGGUUCAGGUGUCCUCACAUACAUAUGUUUCCAGCAUUAAAACACCUUAACUUGAAUCGGAACAGAUUUCAAAAUCUUGAUUUCAUCUCUGAGAAGAUUCAGCUGAUCAAACAUAUAGAAACUCUGGACCUCAGCUUUAAUUCUUUAUUGCUUGGUGGAAAAUGCACAUGGCCUUCCACUUUAACCAGAAUUAGCUUGAGUAACAACAACCUUGGCAAUUCCGUGUUCAGCUGUCUGUCUCCAUAUUUCAGAAGCGUUAACCUUACAAAGACCGGGAUUACCACCAUACCAUAUGAGGUACUCUCUCAGAUGCCCAACCUAACACACCUCUACUUGAGCUCCAAUAGCAUUAGUACACUACCAGAUAACCUCCUUGUGCCGCUCUUACAGGUGUUUCAUGUGGAUUUAAAUGCUAUCAAUGUUAUCGGUAGCAGUGCGCUGAAAAGAAUGCCACAUCUCAAGGAACUGAAUGCUGCAAACAACCCCUUUAGCUGUAAGUGUGAGCUCUACUGGUUUGUUGUCACCUUUGACCAAAGCCGCCUUCUUCAAUGGCCAUGGGAGUACACCUGCCAGUAUCCUCCAGACAUGGUGGGGAAAUACUUGAUAGAAUACAAGCCUGGUAAAGUAGGCUGUGAAACAUGGAUUCAGGCUUUCAUUGGAGUUAUUUUUCUACUUGGUAUUAGUCUGGCUAUUGGUGUACCCUUUUAUAAGUUUGAUGGACUUUGGUACCUCAAAAUGCUCUGGGUAUGGAUAAGAGUAAAAAGAAGAAGCAGUAAGGAAACAGAAAGGUUGGGCAAUGCUAAUUUCCUCUACCAUGCAUUCAUUUCCUACAGUCAACAUGAUUUCCUCUGGGUAGAAAACUAUCUUGUACCCAAUCUGGAAAAAGCAGGUCUUAAAAUCUGUAUCCACCAGCGGGAUUUUGUGCCAGGAGACUGGAUCAUAGACAACAUCAUCAACUGUGUUGAAAACAGUUACAAGACGCUGUUUGUUCUGUCCAAGAACUUUGUCAAGAGCGAGUGGUGCAAUUACGAGCUCUUCUUUGCCCAGCACCGCGCUCUCAGCAUUAAGCAGGAUUCACUGGUCUUUAUACUCUUGGAGCCAAUCCCCUCUGACUCCCUGCCAAAGAAAUUCCUAAAGCUGAGGACCCUCCUUCAAAAACAGACAUACCUCGAGUGGCCUGGUGAAGGACGGAAGAAGCAGGUCUUCUGGGCCAGUCUCAAAAGAAUGCUUCAGCAGGGCAGUGGUUACAUGCAGCUGAGAAAGGCUGCUCUUGAACUGGUAGACUCUUGUUCUAGCUUGGACACUCUCAUUUAACUGAUUUUUAAAGCUAAAUACUUAGUGCGAAUAUUACAAUAUUUAUGGUAGAUAUGUUCGACUUUUAAUGUUAUUACACUGGAACAGAUUGUGUUGUACAAUAAUCAUGAAUUUCUUUCCAAUGAGAAGAUGCAUGAGUUUAUAUUAGAAAACACAUGUACCAGUGUGAAGAAAGCCAAAGGUAGUGCACUCCAAGACUGAGUCAAACGUUCAGCACUGUGGCUCAUUGGGUUACCCUAUGGCAGCACACUCAGAUGAUCUGCAUAAAUUACAUUUUUCUAAAGUUUGUCAGCUAGUCUUUAACGUUUCUACAAAUAUGCUUAUCAUUAGACAUACGGAUGUUUCAUAUGAACCUUUAUAUUGCAAAUUCUUUGCUUUAGCACGAUUGCCAAGUUAGCUUAAUAUUAGAUCCAAUUUGAUUGUAUAAUGGAAAUUGAAAUGAAUCGUUUAGAGACAUUAUUAGAAAAAUGGCUCACGAGAAUCUAAUAUUGGAAAAAGCAGAGCAAAGAAACAAAGAAAGAAAGCAAGGAAGAUGCUAAACUGCAGCUCUGAAAAACUAAACAAAGGGGGGGAUUUUUAGGUAGAGAAAAAGGGAAAUUAGCUGUUCAUUGAGGUUUUACACAAUUAUUAAACAAAUGGAGAAAUAAACACAAUUCAUCUA
Molecule: messenger RNA, 5776 nt
Organism: Erpetoichthys calabaricus (reedfish)
Lineage: Eukaryota; Metazoa; Chordata; Cladistia; Polypteriformes; Polypteridae
Exons: 4
Coding region: 67-5115 (1682 amino acids)
Biological process (GO): inflammatory response; toll-like receptor signaling pathway; immune response
Cellular component (GO): membrane
Molecular function (GO): protein binding; transmembrane signaling receptor activity
Source: RefSeq, a predicted model, not a curated record